Molecule: messenger RNA, 3124 nt
Organism: Notothenia coriiceps (black rockcod)
Lineage: Eukaryota; Metazoa; Chordata; Actinopteri; Perciformes; Nototheniidae
Gene: ccdc85b
Product: coiled-coil domain containing 85B
Exons: 1
Coding region: 786-1388 (200 amino acids)
Biological process (GO): negative regulation of DNA-templated transcription
Cellular component (GO): nucleus
Source: RefSeq, a predicted model, not a curated record
UCAGAGCUGUGAAAGUGGCGGAGGCGGACAUUGUUGUGGUAACAGUCCAGCCCCAGAGGAUGAGCAGCGAUGAUGCACUUACCGUGAUCGGAUAAACGAUGAGAUUGGAUUUUGGUUUAUUUAGUUUUCGCUUGUUUUUUUUAUCUAAAGAAUGAAUUGUUUUUGAAAAAGCUGCUGCACCGACACCACCACCUGGGAACGGAGUUCAUUCAGCCGUGGUGAACAGAGCCCAGCCUGCUGAGACGAUGCCAGCGACGUAAAAUCACAACAUCUGCAGCAGGGUGUGCAUCCGAGGCUGCUGGAUUAAGCCUCCGUGGAUCAACCGGGCCUUUUUUUACAUUCAGCAGGCCCACACAAGAGCCCAUCGGACGGCUACUGUCUUCAAAGUACUGCGAAAGGAGGUAACAUCGGGACAGUUGUGUUCCUGGAGGCCUUUGGAGCACACAGCUUGCUGUUGCGAGGAUGACAGAUUGACAUUAAUGGGGGUUUCAUCCACGACCUCAUUAAGACAUCAUCCACGAAAAACAGCCACCGGGUUCAGCACACAUAAGGACUGGAGUCACAGCGCCUUGAAGGAAUCCAUCUAAGUAAAGAAAUCACAUGUUUGCGCCAUGAUUUGGCCUCCGGUGCUCUAGUAAUUGCAUAGUCUACAUAUAUAUCUUGAAAAUAUGCAGAGGAGGAGGAUGUGAUGGCUCUGUGUUGAGCAUUGAAGCAUCCAGCUACAUCUCUCUUUCUACAGAUUCUCAGGUAGCCUACAAUUUAGGUGUAGAUUUUUGUAAUAGAAAAUGGGUAGCGAAGGGGAGAUAAUAAACAGAGAACUGUCAAAGAUGUCUGACGACGAUUUGCUGGCGUGCUCCAAAGAGGAGCUGGUGAGCCGGCUGCGUAAAGAGGAGACAGAGAAAAUAUCAGCCCUCAUUCAGCGUGGACGGCUGAUAAAAGAGGUCAAUAAACAGCUUCAGGGACACCUCAUUGAAAUCAGGGAACUGAAAGUCAUCAAUCAGCGCCUGCAGGAGGAAAACGUGGAGCUGCGGGACCUGUGCUGCUUCCUGGACGACGACCGGCUCAAAGUGAAGAAGCUGUCCAGGGAAUGGCAGCUGUUCGGGCAUCACGCAGCCAAAGUGAUGCGGGAGGAUCUGGGCGGUUACUUGAAAAAGCUGGCCGACCUGGAGCGUAUGCAGGACGGGCUGGUGAAGGAGAAUUUGGACCUGAAGGAGCUGUGCCUGGUUCUGGAGGAGGAGUGUGUCAGCAGGAGUGACUCCAGCCCCGGGGGGUCGAGUGAGCUCAACCUGCCCUGCAUGGUGGUCCGGGACCUGGGGGACGGGUCCUCCAGCACCGGCAGCGUGGGGAGCCCGGACCAGCUGCACCUGGUGUGCUCUCCUGAUGACUGACGCCAGGUUCAUGUCAAAUAAGGAAAUCGUAGGGGUGAUUAAUGGAGACACAGACGCUUUGUCAGACAAUACAAAUCAAUUUGGUGCAAAUCAAGCAUUAGGGCUUUCUGAAUGCUGCAACGAUGUGUUUGCCACUAGGUUUUCACUUGACAAAGAAUCUACCACUAUGAACUAUUUCAGGACUUUACAGAGACAAUGACUAGAUGUUUUCCAGAUGAUAGUGUAUCUACAUUUUACAGUAUUUUUUUUCUAAUGACUCCUCUGUUUUGGGGAAAUUCUCCUUUUUCAGUGGUCUGUUGUCUAAAAAAAGAAAAAAAGAAAUGGGACCAAAAAAGUGGGUCACAUAAAAUUAUCUCAUGCACUGGAAUAGCCUACACUGGUAGAAGCCUUUUUUCUAUUGCACUGGACAGCGUUACAAUGGAUCUUUAAAUCACUGAUCUAAAGAGACAUUUCAAUCCAGUUUUGAGCCAUAUUUAGUCCACUGAAUUCCAAUAGCACUGAAAAAGAUGAGUUGUGAUAAAAGAAAAAAAAAGAAACUAUUUGAUAUUUGCUUUUGCUAGAUGCCCAAUAAUGUGUAAUAUUUGAUGCACUCUCUUCCUCAGGACAGGAUUGGAGUGCCAUAUGUGCAUGAUGAUUGUCACAAUGUGUACAGGCCUGUUAACCAGUCUGAUGUGAAGGCCCUUCAGGUUUCAUGUGGGUGGGGCUGCUGUGCAUAAGGAUCGAGAGCCUGGGCAGAGCCAGCACACGGGUCAUAACGUUUAGGAUCAGACAUGAUAGAUGUCCUUGGACCUCACUCAGAGCUGAAGCGAACAAGUUCUGUCACUUUUUUAAAAAUCCAACUGGAAACUCUUUGUAUCAAACUGGAAGGUCUACAACUUUUAAGGAUUUGUAUUCUAUUCAAGCUGUUUAAAUCCACUUGUAUUACAUUUUUUAUUACAUUGUUUUCGAUGUUCAAUUAGCAUAUCACAGAGUUUGUUUAAGUUGGCGACAGUCAGCUUUGUCUUCUGUAUCUCAUGCUUUGUAUUUACUCUGUAACAUUAGGGAUAGUCUUAACUUUGACCUUUCUUUUUCUUGAUUUAUCUGUAUUAACUUGCAUAACUAACCAAUUUCAGUUAAAUCAUAGAUAAUGCACAUGGAUUAGAAAAGAUUUAUUUUGUCGUUAGCUGUUUUAUUGGUGGGCUAUGCUCGUAGUGCAUUGAAGAGCUUUAAAUACAGUGGGUAUGAUGACACUUCGACUGUUCUGACCUUUCUUUGUGUGUUUGACUUUGCAGAAACAAGCAUUUACACAUGACAUAGAAACAAAGGAUUGAUUUCUGCACUUGUUUUUGACCUUCAUGUCUAAAUGACUGCGCGUGAUUGAUGUUCCAGCCAUGUCACACAUACUGACUUUAUGGAUGUUCAUCAGUUUUAUUUUUGGAUCCCUAUUUGCAUAUUGUGGAGGGCUGAAGAGGGCAGUAAUGCUUUCUGCCACUUAGUGAUGCACGAAAGUCCUUUGACGGCAGCACACAUGCUGAUUUCUUCAUGCUUUAUAGUGCUCUCACUCUGACUCUCGUUCCAUCUCGUUUUUCUCUCUAACCCCAUUUUAGUAGAGCAAUCCAAUGCCCUCUGAGCCGUGUAUGUAUUAGCAUGAGAUUCACUUCAUUUUGGGAGACAGAACACAGUGUUCACAUUCUCAGUGUAAUUUGCAGCCAUCAAAUGCUUUUAUCAAGUGUCAGUAAAAGAGUUGUGAUUGUUUU